Molecule: messenger RNA, 1039 nt
Organism: Onthophagus taurus
Lineage: Eukaryota; Metazoa; Arthropoda; Insecta; Coleoptera; Scarabaeidae
Source: RefSeq, a predicted model, not a curated record
CGAUCGAUAUAAAAAUCGUGUUAUUUUGUAUUACAUUUCAUUUCAAUUCCGCUUUUUAUCAAAUUGAAAUGGAUUCUUACUAUGUUCCUUUGAAUGAAAAUCAAAUCGAAAAAAUUAAAAAAGAAUUAAACGUCUCUGAUGAAGUCAAAUUUGAGCAUAGUGUGAAAUUAUUUGAGGAAUGGGUUUCGUAUCAAACUUAUUUACCCCAACAUUAUGACAGAGUUUUAUUGAGAACUUAUUUAAGACAAUGUAAACACGAUUUGGAAAAAGCGAAAACGAAAUUUCGAAAUUAUUUAAUUAACAUUACGAAGCUUUCGAAUUUAUUCGAUAAUCGCCUGGAUUGUUUGCAACCGAAUCAAGCGAUUUCCAGGUAUAUGUAUAUGUUUCCAUUACCGGAAACGACCCCGGAAGGAUAUCGCGUGAUUUUCACCCGGAUUAUUAAUCCAGAUCCGAAUGUUAUGGAUUUACAAAGAAUUAUGCAAACGAUUACUUUGUAUGCUGAUUAUCGAAUGCACAUUGAUGAGAUAUCAUCUGGAGAUAUCUUCGUAACCGAUGCUGAAUUACUCCACGGUGGUCACAUGCCUGUUUUAUUAAAUAACACAAUGAAGAAAAGCAUCGAAAUAGCUUUAGAAAGUUAUCCGAUCCGAAUUAAAGCUAUUCAUAUAGUCGCUACUAUGCCACUGGCGAUUCAUGGAAUUAAUAUUUUUAAAGCGUUUCUUAAAGAAGAUCUUCGAGAAAAAAUUCACAUUCAUAAAAAUAUGCAAUCGGUGAUGAAACAUAUCCCAAUAAAAUGUUUUCCGAGCGAUUGUGGGGGUGGCCAAAAAUGUUUAAACGAUUUAAACGCUGAGAUUACUAAAGUUCUUCAAGGAGCAAGCGAUAUUUUUGAUAAUGUGCAAUCUUUGAAGUUGUUGGGACCUGUUCCGAAAGACGUCGAUACGAAUUCUUCUUUAGAAUUUGGGAUACAAGGGAGUUUUAGGAAAUUAAAUGUUGAUUAAUUUAUAAUUUCAAAAUUAUAAAGAGUAAAGUUAAAAACAUUUAA